Closterium sp. Naga37s-1 is the source of this 390-nucleotide messenger RNA. NCBI's taxonomy places the organism in Eukaryota, Viridiplantae, Streptophyta, Zygnematophyceae, Desmidiales, Closteriaceae. The record is from the annotation of a GenBank genome assembly.
AUGCGUCGUCUUUUUCUGGGAGUUUCUUGUUUGGAGGCACUCCCUCCCACCCCUUCAUCGCUUCCCCUUCCCCACCACCUGUUGCCUCACCCUCCCACCCACCUCGUCAUCGCCUCUCCCUCCCACCUUUCCAUCGCUGCUCCCUCCCACCCUGCCAUCCACUUUCCAUUCCACCCCGCCAUCCCCUCUCCCUCCCACAGCGCCGUCGCCGCUCCCUCCCUCCCGCCGUCGCCUCUCCGUUCCUCCCGCCGUCGCCUCUCCCUCCUCCCCGCCGUCGCCUCUCCCUCCUCCCCGCCGUCGCCUCUCCCUCCUCCCCGCCGUCGCCUCUCCCUCCUCCCCGCCGUCGCCUCUCCCUCCUCCCCGCCGUCGCCUCUCCCUCCCACCCCGUAG